AAAAUAAGUAAGAAAGGGCCAAAUGGCAAAUGGAGAAACAGUAUAGGAGGCGAAUAUGAUAAUAUCAAUAUCAAUCCGAAAACAAGAAGGGGAACUUGGACCAAUCAAAACACAAGUUGGGGAGUUUUAGAGGAUUUUCUUGCUUGUGUCAACUCAAACGGAAGAACACUAUGGGUAUCAUCUUCUUGUACUGAAGCUACCUUCAAGAAAAUAUUCGAUCCCCUCUUUCAUAUUUCUCUCAGCCAAAACUUUUUGUCAGAGAACAACCAUCUACCUUUUCUACCCCAACAUCACCUACCCUUUUUCUGGUUCUCCCAUAAAUACUUUGCUAACAACCGGAAACAUCAGUAGGUGGGAGGGAGAAGUGCUUUUUGCUGUUCUCUGUUCUGUCCCUCCGACCAAAUUCUUGUGCACAAAAUUCUGGUCAAACCCAGUUGCCUAUUCUUCCAGUUUUGAUCCAGAAUUGGAUAUUACUUCUUGAUAUCAUAUCAGUUGUCAAAAAAAGGAAAGUCGUCUCUGAUAUUUUUGUUUGGCUGAUUCAAUUAAAAUUCCCAACUGUGUUUGCAAGGCCUCAGUGGAAACAGAUUGCUUUUUCUGUCUGAAAAGAUUCAAUCUUUACUCAAAAUUCUGAUCUGGGUUGUUGUUGAUUGCUUCCCCGAGACAUGAAUUUUAGAAGCCUGGAUGAGUUUUGGCCGUUCUACAUGAACCAACACUCGAAGCCAGCCACUAGGCGUUGGCAUUUUGUGGGCACACUUUGCAGCUUGAUAUGUUUGAUGUACGCUUUGCUCUUCAAUUGGUGGUUUUUGGUGUUGGUGCCCCUUUUUGGAUAUGGUUGUGCCUGGUAUAGCCAUUUCUUUGUUGAAGGAAACGUCCCUGCAACUUUUGGGCAUCCGUUUUGGUCCCUUUUUUGUGAUUUCAAGAUGUUUGGAUUAAUGCUCACUGGUAAAAUGGAUAGGGAAAUCAAGAGGCUUGGUAAGAGGCCAGUUCUGCAGGUAUAUUAGGUUAUUACUUCUCAGUUCUCACCUCAUGUAAUUCCAUCCACUUCAUGGGAUCUUUUGUGCUGUUUUUCUUUCCACUGAAAAUUAUGCCUGUAAAUUUGAUAUAAAUAUUCGUUUCCAAGGCUCCCCGUCACUAUUUCUUGGGUUGUUUGAUGGUUAAAUUCUGGGACGUAAAGUUGAUUUUAGCAUCAGAAGGGAACAAUCCCUGAUAGUAACCUAAUCAAAUGCUAGAAUUCGAAUGAGUAGAACUUUCAUCUUUGAGUGGAGCUCAGUGUGGUUAGAAUGAAGCCUCUAGUAGAUUGUUACCCUGAAUUUGGUUGUGAAAAUUGGUAAUUUUGACAGAGCUAUGUACAGUUUUGCCCAGUUUGAGGCUUCAGUUGAUUGGUGCUCGAAAUUGGUUGUGCAAGUUUUUUUCAUAGCUGUGUUAAGGACAGUGUGAUUCCAUGAUUUACCAGUGGAAUAAACCGAACCUGCAUGAGUCAUAAGCCUAGCGAAAGAUAGUUAGCAGCCAUUUCCUUCGUUUCAAAGUAAUUGGUUAUCAUUUUUGGGACGGAAGGAAAAUGAUUUGCAAUGUUCUUGGUAAGAUGCUCUAGCAAGCUGGAACCACGUCAAGGUCCUACAGCCAUGGUAAUGAAGAAUGUUGAAGCCAUUCAGUUUAUUUCUUUCAACUUCAUAUCAUUGGGGAAUCCCAUGAUUGAGAAUUAGCGGACGAAUAUUGAGCUUUUUUUUUAAAUUGUAUUUGAAGUUUUAAACUAGUCCCAUAAUUUGACAUUCGUAGAUUGCAGUAUAAGAGGCAAAAUUAU
Oldenlandia corymbosa var. corymbosa is the source of this 1801-nucleotide messenger RNA. Lineage: Eukaryota; Viridiplantae; Streptophyta; Magnoliopsida; Gentianales; Rubiaceae. The record is from the annotation of a GenBank genome assembly.